GGCAACCGUGCACUGAGGAAUAUCUGGAGGAGGUACAGUUGCGGAGGGCUUUUCGAUACGCCAUGUUCCCACCGCUUCCGAUCGGUACGCGAUCAAGCGAGACACAACAUAACGCAGAUCUCUCUUGUUCGUUCUGCACGUGUGUGUUUCAACUUGUGUAUGCGUGCUAGACAUGAGUCGCAGUCUCGAGACAUAUGUCAAGGCACAUAGCAGCAGUAUCUGGCAUUUCACGGGGUGAGUAAGACAUCUACCUGCCUGUCUGCAUGUGUGUAUGCCCCUUCUCUCUCUGUUAUCCACCGUGCCUGUCAGUUCGGCACCUAUGGGCACUGUUGUUGACAACGAUUUCCGAGUCCGUGGCAUUGACAACCUCGCAAUAUGCGACGCAUCCGUCCUGCCGCAGGUCUCCACUCUUGAGACGGAUAGGAUGAUGGUUGGAUGAGAACUUACCGUUAUAUUUUGCAGGUCACCCGCGGUAAUCCCCAGGCAUCAAUCAUGAUGCUGGGGCGAUAUACUGGGAUGCUGCGGAAGCAAGAGCGUAAAAGGAAACAACACUUUGGCCUUUGAGAGAGGGAGAUACAUGAUGGCGGUUUUUGUUCUAGUACUGCAGUCAUGACCUGCUAUAUUAUGCUAGAGAGCUGUUCAUUCAUCGUUUUGAGCUGAUUAAGCUAGGAGCUUGGAUUUUGUGUGUGUGCAUUGCUUUGAGGGAAUCGCCUUCGUCUUAUUGUGAAUUGAACAGAAGGGUCUUGCCAUUCGUAAUCAAGGCCAGUCAGAGACAUGAUGGCUUUGGUGGAUUGACAAUGAAGUGGCUUCUGUCUCGCGGCAUUUUGCAUGUAUCACACAAACUGAUUCUUUUCAAUUUGAAUUCCCGUGCCG
This is a messenger RNA of Vitrella brassicaformis, 873 nucleotides long. NCBI's taxonomy places the organism in Eukaryota, Vitrellaceae. The record is from the annotation of a GenBank genome assembly.